Cydia pomonella (codling moth) is the source of this 1258-nucleotide messenger RNA. RefSeq names its product protein disulfide-isomerase A5-like. Lineage: Eukaryota; Metazoa; Arthropoda; Insecta; Lepidoptera; Tortricidae. The record is from RefSeq and is a predicted model, not a curated record. Bases 20 to 1156 code for a protein of 378 amino acids. The transcript has 9 exons.
UAAACGUACUGUUGUUAAAAUGAAGCGAGAAGUUUUACUAAUGGUCCUAAUUUCUUAUGCCGUGGCUCAGCUUAUCCUCAGACCAAUCAAAGUAAUUAACGUGGAAAGCCUGGUAGACCUGCACGCUAAACUAAAAGAUGCUGGUGACAAGCUGGUGGUGAUCGGGUUCCUGCCAAGAGCUUGCCCACACAGCGUGAAGAUCACUCCGCAGUUCGAGAAACUGGCGCUGCAGUAUUCUCACUUCGUCGUAUUUUUAAGAGUGUAUGAAGACCACGAUGACAUUUUUAUCGAGUACAACGUGAAGUCGGUGCCGGCGUUCGUCUUCGUCAGGAAGGCCGAGCAGCUGAGCAGGCGCGCAGGCAACAUCGAUGAUAUUGUGAGUGUAAUAGAGUCGGUGAAGGCAGAAGAUCAACUACUUAACAGUCUCAUUACGAUACAGAAUUUGGACACAGGGGGCGUAUUAUAUGACGUCGAAUGUCACGACGACAUGAAAGGGCGGCUCACAGAAGCGAAGGAUAAGCUGGUGGUGCUAGCGUUUCUACCUAGCUACUGCCCUCACAGCUACAUGAUGAUACCAGAAGUACAGGAGCUUGCUAAGAAGUAUGCUAAGACGACCUCAUUCCUUAGGAUCAAGGAAGACCAUGAUGACAUAUAUGAGAUAUUUGGCAUACACACAGUACCGACAUUUAUCUUUAUGCAAAAUAAGAAGAAACUCUUGGUGCGCACUGGGACCAGCGUCAAACAACUUGCGGACAUAUUGGAGGCUGUGCUAACUGGCGACUACACUUCGACGACAACCACCACACAAGCACCAUUGAGCCAUAUAAUCGACAUAACCAGCCCUCAACACCUGAAUGAAACGAUGGCCACGGCCGGCAACAAGCUGGUGAUCCUCGCGUUCAUGGCUAAGUGGUGUUCUAAAUGUAAGAAAAUCGCUCCCAAGAUUGAAGCCAUGGCGGACGAAUACUAUGGCACUGUCAUGUUUUUAAAGAUCGAUGACCAUACCAAAACCAAAGAGCUCUACAAGGAAUACAAUAUCCAACGCGUUCCGACGUUUGUCUUCCUACGGAACUCCAAAAAGCUCAACCAGUACGAGGGCACGUGGUCCGAAAAAAUCAGGACUCGUAUAGAACUGCAAGAUUUUCUAAAUCUGUGAUCAAGAAGAAGUACCUACCGAGCGAAAGUGGACUUAAUAAUUGUAAUGCAUUUAAUUGUUGCUGAAAAAAGUUUUUAUGAAUAAAAGAUUGUCAUUUAUUUC